Molecule: messenger RNA, 1531 nt
Organism: Amaranthus tricolor (Joseph's coat)
Lineage: Eukaryota; Viridiplantae; Streptophyta; Magnoliopsida; Caryophyllales; Amaranthaceae
Product: protein LIKE COV 2-like
Exons: 7
Coding region: 176-940 (254 amino acids)
Cellular component (GO): Golgi apparatus
Source: RefSeq, a predicted model, not a curated record
CAGUGAGCCAGUUAACCACCGACUUAACUCACGUACAAUGGAGUAUUUUAUGAUAGUCGUGUGUGCUGAAUGCUGAUCAAGUUAACCACCGACUUAACUCACAAAUUUUCUGUUAAACUCCUGCUCGUUCUCCAUCUCACACGUACAGCAGCGAUUUUCUUCUCUUGCGAUUUCAAUGGCAGAAGACAAAGAGUCAACUUCAGUUCCAUUGAGUCAAGAUGAUUCUGAAGAUCAUGCUAAAGCUCCUCUCACUUCUUCAAAUCCUUCUCCUCGCGAGGCUUGCUGUUAUGUCCUUCAGAGUUGGGUUUCUAAAAAAUUUAUGACUGGAUGUGUAGUACUUUUCCCUGUUGCUGUUACCUUCUUCAUUACUUGGUGGUUUAUUCAGUUUGUUGAUGGUUUCUUCAGUCCUCUGUAUGAGAGGCUCGGCAUUGACAUAUUUGGAUUAGGUUUCAUCACUUCUUUAGUUUUUGUACUUCUUGUUGGGGUUUUUGUGUCGUCAUGGAUGGGUGCCACAGUAUUCUGGCUUGGGGAAUGGUUGAUUAAAAGGAUGCCUUUUAUAAGCCAUAUUUAUUCUGCCUCGAAACAAAUUAGCUCUGCAAUAUCUCCAGAUCAGAAUACCACUGCUUUUAAAGAGGUAGCAAUUAUUCGUCACCCACGUGUCGGUGAGUAUGCAUUUGGCUUCGUCACAUCUACAGUCACUCUGCAGAAGGACGAUGGUGAUGAAGAGCUGUGUAGUGUAUAUGUUCCAACCAACCAUCUUUAUAUUGGAGACAUCUUUCUUGUCAAUUCCAAGGACAUCAUCAGACCAAAUCUCUCCAUUCGUGAAGGCAUAGAGAUAAUUGUAUCUGGGGGCAUGACGAUGCCACAACUCAUAACACCUGUGGAAAGAUUAGUGCGACCAAGUGACAGAAUCCCAUUGAAUCGAUUGUCGUCAGUAUAACAGCAAGUAAACAGUUACUUUGCAAGUUGUGUGUCCUUAGUCUCUUGUAAUAUGGUGAUGUUUAGAUAGCAAGGUUGCAGAUGAUCCCAAAAGAGUGUUGUUAUGAGCACUGCAAUCCUAUGAGUAAAUUCAACAUGGACAUUUCGGGAUUCUUUGAUGGGUUUGAUCUAUCCGUGUCGUGUGCAUACUGUUUGUUUUGGGAAAUGGCAUCUAUACCCAUGGUGUAUAGAAAAUAUGUAAAGACUAGUGAGUUGCUUCAAGGAAUGCACUUAUUCUUAUGCUGCUGCUGGAACUCUGGUUCAGACAUCAUCAGCUAUCUAUGCAGCAACUUCAUGUUUCUUAAUAAGAGUGUAAUUGACCGUUUAUAUUCAGUUAAUGCUUGGUUAGAAGGACAUUUAUAUUGACAUAAUGGAAAUAUGCUCAAAUACUUGAAACAUAGCAGAAAAGUAUUAUGGUUCGACUCUCGUUGGAGAUUUUUAGUUAGGAGGCUCCGUACGCAGAAACCGGAUAAAUUUCAGAGAUGGAGUUGUUGAGAAAGAUAAUAGACCUCACAUCCGUACGAGAGAUGAGCUGCUAGGGAAGUUGGAUAUA